Molecule: messenger RNA, 654 nt
Organism: Gaeumannomyces tritici R3-111a-1
Lineage: Eukaryota; Fungi; Ascomycota; Sordariomycetes; Magnaporthales; Magnaporthaceae
Exons: 3
Coding region: 1-654 (217 amino acids)
Source: RefSeq, a predicted model, not a curated record
AUGACGAGACAAAAGUCUUGUCUCCUGGAAUGUGGUACUGGUUUCGCUCCCCUCCAAACCCGAGACAAAGAAGAGCCUUCCCGCACCCAUCUCGAGCCCCUGAAAAAUCGGCCUUACCUGCCUUUGUCUCUCUCUCUCCCUCUCUCCCUCAGUGGCGACGCGGGCUUGCAAACGACAUCUCGAGGUUUCAUCCAUCCUCGCAAGCGACAAACCAUGUGCCAAGGUACCGUCACGACGCUCCUCUGCGGGCACAGGCUCUGCCACUUCUCGGCCCGGUGCGGACGCGGGUGCGCGGAGCCGACGUCCGGGCCGCGCGAUGCGCUGCGGGACACGUGCGCCUGGUGCCACGCCGAGCACAGCCCGGCGGGGAUCAACGACGCCUACAGCCGCCAGCGCGAGGACCUGACGGACCAGCUGCGCGCCGCGGCGCCGGGCUCGCCCCAGGCGGCGUCGCUGGCCAAGCUGAUCGGCAAGCUCCAGGUCCAGCACAUGCAGGCGCUGGCCAGGGCCGGGCGCAUGGCCAGGCGCGGCGGCGCCGUGGACGUGCAGUGGCCCGGCAAGCCGGACGACUAUGACGCCGACAUACUGGCCGGCGUCCCUGGCGUCCACGGCCGGAACAUCUACGUCCUUCAGACGUCCGAUUCCGGCUCCUGA